AUGGCUUUUGUAUGCUGCGCCUGUGCAUGGGCUUGGGUGAGCAUCUUUCUCAAGUGGGGAGCCAUGCAAAACCAAAUUGAACAACCACACAACACGGUCAGAACGACAGACAAUGCGGGACGUGUACCCGUCGUGGCUCGGUCGGAAUGUCACCGCAGCUACGAAGUCCCAGGCGACAAUCCAAUGCUCGGCAUACAUGCCUAUACGCUCGCAUUCCGGGAGCUUUUCGUUGAGAGUUUCCACCGCCCCAAGAGAGACGCUCACUUGAGGGAAGGAAUGCCUGGCGUAUCUCCACGCCGCAAACUGGUGCUCCUCGGUGCUUCUGCAAAGUCUUACAACCCAGUACUUCGCUCAGCCCAUACGACUAUCAACCAUGAAACCACGCCGCCUGCAAUAUUUCUCCAUCAAUCCCGUGAUACCGCUGAGUGGAUUUGA
This is a messenger RNA of Exserohilum turcica Et28A, 435 nucleotides long. RefSeq lists its product as uncharacterized. The transcript is spliced from 2 exons. NCBI's taxonomy places the organism in Eukaryota, Fungi, Ascomycota, Dothideomycetes, Pleosporales, Pleosporaceae. The record is from RefSeq and is a predicted model, not a curated record. The coding region runs from base 1 to 435 and encodes 144 amino acids.